Misgurnus anguillicaudatus (oriental weatherfish) is the source of this 1157-nucleotide messenger RNA. The record is from RefSeq and is a predicted model, not a curated record. Lineage: Eukaryota; Metazoa; Chordata; Actinopteri; Cypriniformes; Cobitidae.
GGAUAUCGGUAGCAAAGCGACUGAUGUGUGCUAUUGCAAGAUCUAUAACGGAUCUCCACGUUUAGGAUACAAACCACAACGCUUUGGACGUGUCUUUAAAAAAGAGAAAAAUCAGAGACUUUUGGACUUGUCUGGGGACAUUUUAAACAUUUUGUGUCAGCUUGGAUUUUACACAUUUCGGAUACUGAAGAUCCAUGUUUGAACUGUACACAGAGCUUGUCGCUUUUUUAAAAUCACUGGGGUAAGUGGCGCGUUAUAAAUUGUUUUGCUGUUGUUUUAAACUUAUGUUCUAAAUACCUGUUGGUUUAUAUGUUUUCAUCGUUUAUAUAAUCCGUUUUAUAUUCAUUUGUAGAGUUUUUUCGAUGUUUUAAAUAUUUUGUUUGUUUUGAUAUCUUUGUUUUUAUACUCGUUAUAUUUUUGGUUUAGUUUUAUUGUGUUUACAUUGUUUGAUUAUUUGAAAAUUUUGGUUUACACUGUGAUUCUGAAUAUUGUGAUAAAAAACAAGUAAUAUGGCCCAAAAACGUUAUUCCGACUCUGGUUCUGACCAGGCGAAUAAAAUUAUAAGGCGCGAUGAAUCCGCGGCCGAUCAAUCUGAUAUCAUAUUGGGUAUGCAAAUGCUAACAGAAACUGUCGGGGCUAUGAAUAGAGAUCACGCUAUUACAGACGGUUACGCUGAUUUAAUAAAUACGGUGCGUUCCCUUUCACAUGCCCCGCCAGAGCCGAGUAUGGCCUUAGAUCCUGAUGUUUUAAACAUGCAUCAGGUUUUUGAGAUUCCAGAAGCUGGUUUUAUAAAUCAGCAGAUUGAACCUGGAACUUCAGAUACUGGUUUCAUCAAUAAUCAAAAUGAACCAGAGGUUCCAGAGGAUAAUUUAAACGACCAUCAGGUUCUCGAUGGGGCAGGCGAGAAUGUAGAUGUUCAACAGGUUGGUGAAGGGUCGGACGACCCCCAUCAUAAUUCUGAAAUGGCUGAUAUGGGUCUAACGCCCAACGAUGUUGAGAGACUUGUAAGAGACAUGUAUUAUUGUCACAGAGUGACUAUGCGGGGCGGAACCAAAAGGAGAGUGAAGAGGUUCCGCCCGACCGGUUUGUACAGACACCGGCACUUCUGGGUUCCCCGGGAAUCCCCGCAAUCGCUGAAACAAGGCACAGCUGUGUGA